CGCGAGCGCCAGUCCAGCCGUGACGCACCGAGUCUGCGCGCGCGGGGCCCGAAAUCCGCACAGUUGCACCGGCUGAGCCGUCCUCGCGGGAGGGAGCAGAAAGUCUCACAUUCUGGAGGAUUCUGUUCUCCGCUCACCGACAUGGAGUUCACGGCGUCCCCCAAACCGCAGCUGUCCUCGCGGGCGAACGCCUUCUCCAUCGCCGCGCUGAUGUCCAGCGGGAAAGCCAAGGAGAAGGAGGCGGAGGAGAACACCAUCAGACCUCUCGAGCAGUUCGUGGAGAAGUCCUCGUGCAACCCGCAGCCUCUGGCAGACCUGUCCGCCCUGGACGCGCACGGGGACUUCAGCGGGAGCGCGCCCGCGGUGUGCACGGAGCCGCUCAUCCCCACCAACCCCGGCGUCCCCAGCGAGGAGAUGGCCAAGAUCUCCUGCAGCCUGGAGACCAAGGAGCUGUGGGACAAGUUCCACGAGCUGGGGACGGAGAUGAUCAUCACCAAGUCGGGACGGAGGAUGUUUCCAACCAUCCGAGUCUCCUUCUCCGGGGUGGAUCAGGAAUCCAAGUAUAUCGUCUUGAUGGAUAUCGUCCCGGUGGACAACAAGCGGUACCGGUACGCCUAUCACCGCUCCUCGUGGCUGGUCGCCGGGAAAGCCGACCCGCCUCUUCCCGCCAGGUUGUACGUGCAUCCCGACUCGCCGUUCACCGGGGAGCAGCUGAUGAAGCAGAUGGUCUCGUUCGAGAAAGUCAAGCUGACCAACAACGAGCUGGACCAGCACGGACACAUCAUCCUCAACUCCAUGCAUAAGUACCAGCCGCGGGUCCACAUCAUCAAGAAGAAGGACCACACCGCCUCGCUGCUCAAUCUCAAGUCCGAGGAGUUUCGCACCUUUGUCUUCGUGGAGACGGUCUUCACCGCCGUCACAGCGUACCAGAACCAGCUGAUCACCAAGCUGAAGAUCGACAGCAACCCUUUCGCCAAAGGUUUCCGGGACUCGUCUCGGCUGACCGACAUGGAGAGCAGGGAAAGUGUUGAGAAUCUGAUCCACAAGCACUCGUACGCGCGCUCGCCCAUCCGGACCUACGGCGGCGACGAGGAGAACCUCAGCGAGGACGGACACUCCGCCCACAGCAGAGGCUCCGCCUUCACCGCCUCGGAUAACCUCUCGCUGAGCUCCUGGGUCACCACCACCUCCGGCUUCUCGGGCUUCCAGCACCCCCAGUCCCUGUCCGCCAUGGGCAGCGCCACCGCCCCCCUCCCCCACCCCAUCCAGGGGUCGCUGCCCCCCUACGGCCGGCUGGGCAUGCCGCUGGCGCCCGGCGCCCUGGCCGGGACCAUGCAGGGCAGCGGGCCGUCCUUCCCCGCCUUCCACAUGCCGCGCUACCACCACUACUUCCAGCAGGGCCCCUACGCCGCCAUCCAGGGACUGCGCCACUCCUCCACGGUCAUGACCCCGUUCGUAUGACUGUGAGGAGAGGCCCCGCCCACCGCUCCCUUCUCUGUAAAUAGUUUCUCUGCGGCUGAGGAGACGUGAAGGACUCCACCUCGGUACGAACUGUGAAACCGAGCGCCAAGCAUGUAAAGAAGGUCCCGUCAUCACAGGAGGCGGAGCUCCCGCCGCGUGUACAGCUCAGCGUGGGAAGCGUUCACAUGUACAGGAAACGGCGAGGUUUGAUCCCCGCGUACGCUCACUGUAGACUGAAGUAAUCAUAGGACGCAUGCCGACUGCAGUAGACGCAGACACACCGUUACCUCAACAGGAAGGACUUUUACUUUGAAGAGCCGCUCACCAGUCUCAGUCCACAAAGCCGUGAUUUCAAAAUAAAAGCAGAUGAAACUCUGAUGUAUUUAAGAAGGAGAAGCGCAGGUCUGCAGCCGCGACUGCAGCUGCGCAGCUCCAGCCGUCUGCUCUGGAAGGGAUUCUGCCGCGAUGAGGAUGAUCCAAAGAACUGGCAGCAGGAGGCUGUGCCAACAGGACGACCGCGAGGGUUCGAUGCCGCCUUGUUCAGCGCUCGCACACCGGAAGGGAGACGUCCAGGAAAAUUAGAUAAAUCCAAAGCAGGAAAGUCUGAUUUGGUUGAUUCACUCAGAUCAUAAAACAUUUGAAAUAUGGAAAUAUAAGAACUGAGAAUGGACAGAAACCAUAAAGACUCUGCUCAGCUUCCAGCUCGGUUCUGAUCCGGUCCACAUUUCACAGAAAAGCUGCUUCCAGAAGGAGAACCUUUGAAUGUGGAAUCAAACCUUCAGAUGUUCUGCAUCAUUUCUCGUUUGUCUGGACUGAAGAGAACCUCCGUCCGAGCCGGCUCUUCCUUUCUCAUGUUCAAACACACACGUUGUGCUUUGAGGAUUUUAAGUGCAAUAUAUUUAUUUUGCUCUCUGGAAUCGUUGCACUGUAAUACUACAUUUAAGACGUUAUUUGUAAACCGUGAGAAAUAUAUAUAAAAAUAUCACCACCAAA
Molecule: messenger RNA, 2454 nt
Organism: Oryzias melastigma (Indian medaka)
Lineage: Eukaryota; Metazoa; Chordata; Actinopteri; Beloniformes; Adrianichthyidae
Gene: tbx20
Product: T-box transcription factor 20
Exons: 8
Coding region: 142-1461 (439 amino acids)
Biological process (GO): cell fate specification; vasculogenesis; positive regulation of DNA-templated transcription
Cellular component (GO): nucleus
Molecular function (GO): DNA-binding transcription factor activity, RNA polymerase II-specific; RNA polymerase II cis-regulatory region sequence-specific DNA binding
Source: RefSeq, a predicted model, not a curated record